CGCACACGGCGCCGCUCGCUCCUGUUCAGAGGGACCAGAGAAUAGGUGGGCUUCCGCUCCGCUCUCAGUUGGUCCCGGCUUCGACACGGACGCGUUCAAUCCCAUCAAUUCAAUCGCUGGAAGCACCCAUGCUGAGACUACGGUGGGGCAGACGGCAGCGGAAGCGAUACAAGAUCGAAGAAAACGAGGGCUUGGGUGGCCAAAACUCGCGCACAUGGUCGGUAGGGUAAGGCCUCUCUUUCCGCCCUCGGACUCGUGCACGCAUGUCACAUGCAUCCUAGAAAACCUGUAAGCUGGAUUGGAAACCGCGGCUAUCUCCUGUUUCCAGAUUCAUAAAUGGCAGAAUCCUAGCAGAAGAAUGAAAAAGACGGCAUUAACUGGGUGUUGGCCUGUUUUCAGAUUCCGCCUUUGCUAACUAGUUUGUCGGUUUAUCUGUUAUUUUCUCUUAUUCCCUUUGAGAGGGGUUCUGCUUCUGUGGUGGAAAUCGGUGGCCUUUUUCGCCCCGUUUGCGAAAAAAUUGGAUCUUGCAUCUGCCCUUUUCCUUCUCCGACAUGGAAGAAGAAGGGCUACCCUUUUUACUAAGCAAAAGUGGCGAGGGGAAGGGCGAAGGGCUGUUUGGAGUGAUCAUAUUGGGGAUUUGCUCCAAGCAGUUGCAAAAGAAGAACGAGUCCUUUAUGAUCAGAAACUCCAUUAUUUGCGUCCAUUAUUUGCGCUCAAUCAUUUUCCUUUAUUCACUAGUUGGAUUCAAGACGCAAAUUUGAAGGAUGAAAAUGAUUAAGGGAAGAGGCUUUAGCCUAAAGGUUGCUUCUUUCUUGAAGUCAUUUGCAGUUUCUUGGAGGACCCGUAGAAUGACAAAUCUGGUCCCCGACCCCUGGACCUGCUGUGUCAGAAACUCAUGUGUUCUAUUGAUUCAGCUGGGGAGGGAAAGUAGAAAAGGUGUUCCUGACUCAUUACCAUGUUGAUUUACUGUAUUAUCUGGUCUCUUAUUUUGUAGCAGUAAAAGAUCUCCAGUUUUUCCUUCUUCUGGAUUCUCUGAGAAGCUUGUUUUCAGAUUGAUCUGGUGCUCAAAGCCUCUAACUAAUCGGAAAACUGGAAGGUUUGUAGCUUAUGUGUUUGAGUUUUUGUUAGAAUGAAAAAGCUUCUGUACAAGAAUAUGAAAGAGACUAUUGUUGUUCAUUUCCUAUAGGAGAUCAGGUCAUCUUCUCCCAAAGGCUGGCAUGUGGUAAAACAGUAUAAGAUGGUAUUCUGUUGAAUAAGAUAUGUAAACUUUGAAGGAAAAAUUGGAUGGAGAGAGAGAGAGAGAGAGAGAGAGAGAGAGAGAGAGAGAGAGAGAGAGAGAGAGAGAGAGAGACUUGGUAUCUGUAUAGGACAAAAACAUGGAAGAAAUAUGAUUUUAAUGGAGGGGCCGCUUGAAUUUGAGUUACUGUUUUGGAAGCAAAAUUGAACUUGUUGUCCUGAUUUGUCAAUCAACCAUCUGGUGGGACAAGCCUUCAUGAUAUACAUGUCAAAAUUGAUUGCCUCACCGUCAUGGGAAUAUCUUCCUGUAUCUUGUGAGAUUCAUCUCCUGUUCAGAUGGUAGACAAUGGAAGUGAAAGAGAUGACCACCUGCAUAAAUGGUUGAGCGUUUCCUCGAGAGGAGUUGAAUCUAGCCUGAAUUAGGGGGGUUAGGGCUCAGUGUAGGAAGUUGAUGUGUAUCAGUGUUGCAAGCACAAAAGGAGAUUUUCUCUACUGUAUGUUUGCUGAGAUGAUGGCUUCCUGAUUCCAAGAGGAGAAACAUCUUUUGUAGAACUCAUUGUGUUUGCAUUGACAAGCUGUGGUUUUAAAGCACAGUACAAGUUGGACCGGUUCCUAUAAUUUUCUAGAUUCACCAUGGAUUGGACCUCAAAGAUGCCCUUCUCAUUUGAUUGGGAGACCUUGGCGCUACUCAACGGAGAAGAAACUGAAAUUUCUAAAUCUGCACAGGAACUUAAAUCAAAGAUCGGAAGUGGCAUAGGAAUGGGCAAUGGGUCUCUGCAAUUGUCUGGUGGGGAUAUGUGUUCUAGCUCUAAAGUGGGUUCCUGUUCAUUCAAAAGCUCCAUUUCAGCAUCUGAUUCUACAUCAAAUGCAAUGAGGAAAAUACCGGAGCUGAACUUUGAAUCAGUUGGAGGAUUUCUUGUCAACCAGAACAAGAACAAAGAUUUAGCUAGGGUGGACAUUUCUGAAACUUCACCUGCUGUAGUGUCUGCAGAAGGCACUAAGGAGCCUGUGAUUACUCUAAAGCUUGGAAAAAGAACAUAUUUUGAAGAUCCUUGCUUGAGGAAUAACAUCAAGAGCUCAUAUUUUCCAGCUUCUAAUCCUUUGUCAACUACUUCGGUUAAGAAAUCAAGGGUAUAUCAGCAGAACUUGCUGAGAGCUUACUGCCAGGUGGAAGGUUGUAACAUCGACCUCUCCACAUCUAAAGAUUAUCAUCGAAAGCAUAAAGUUUGUGAAAGCCAUUCCAAGUCACCCAAGGUCGUUGUUGCUGGUCAGGAUCGCAGGUUUUGCCAACAGUGUAGCAGGUUCCAUGAUUUGUCUGAAUUUGAUCAGAAAAAGCGAAGCUGUCGUAGACGGUUAUCUGAUCAUAAUGCACGUCGACGGAAGCCACAGCUAGAGACAAUCUCAUUCAGUUCUUCAAAGCUUUCAGUAUCAUACUAUGAUGACAAACAGCAGGCAAAUCUUGUUUUUGGUCAAUCUCCUUUCCGUCAGAUGACAAGCAUUGCAAGCUCAAUAUGGGAUGGCUCAGGCAGCUUGAAGCUAACACAAAGUGAAGGAUCUUGGAGAAAGUCGAGCGAAACAGGAAGUACUAAUGGGCAGCUGCAUUUUCCUAGCAAUACCAACUUAAAUAAUGCUUACACUGGCCAUGAUAUGGACAGUCUCCUGGCACUAAAUGGCACCACUGCUGAGAUCCUCAAUCAAGGUCUUGAAGCGACUGCUACUUUUCAAUCGGAUGGAGCACCGGAUCUUUGGCGUGCUCUCUCUCUUCUGUCAACCAACAAAUCUCGCAGUCCACCAAUCACAGGGUAUGCGAACGAUGCUCGUCCUGAGCAGCCCUUAUUGCAAGUGCUUCCAUUUGAGUCGAGGAGUGACGGUGGCCGUCAGCUCCAGGAAUCUCUCCUGUUCAAGCCGUUCUUUGGGACAGGGUUCGUUGACACCAGUCAUCUAAGCUAGCAUCAUCAGUUUCAGGAUUGCCAUGUUGGAGAAUAAACAAAGUCUGAUAAGUCCUCACAUCAUUUUACAUCUUGAGUUUCCCUCUUAUGCCAAAUUGCUAAGCUUGGCAUCUGAUUGCAUUCAGAGCACCAACGUCCUCCUCUAAGGAAAACUUGUUCAUGCUUAUAAUACAACCAAGGAAGGAACAUUCAGCAUGUACGAGUGAAUGCCAAUACAGAUUCAUGCUUUUACUCAGAUUAAGAAGACAUACUUGACUCAUUCAAAUUAUGCGGGGCUGGAUCUUGAAGUAUCACUCUAAGUCAAUGAUUCCAAAAUUGGAGAGAAGGAUCUUUAGCUGUUGAACGAAGCUCGCGCCUGUCGCAUACUCUGUCAGCAGUCCUAUUGCAAAUCCGAAUAUCGCUCAUCUGCAAGAAUCGCUCUGCUAAUCAGCAAAACAAACAAGUUGCAUAGGACAGAAGGUGAUGACUUUGCAUCCCAAGGCAUUCUCCGGUACAAACAACUCUCAUCAGUGGAGAACUUUGAUGGAGUACCAUGAAUUCAGUUUCUGAUUUGUAAUGAACAGACAGCAGUAUCUAGAGAGAAAAUUCUUGUGAAUCAGUAGGUUAGACUUUGAUGAGGAUGAGAACGUCUGGUUGAUACUAGAAAUUUCUUAUGCACACAAGAAUCUCAUUUUGAAGAUAGAAAAGGUAGAAGAAUUGACUAACACCAUUUAUUCACAAUGGGUUAGCAUAGACAUUGAUGACGAUGAGAAGGUCUGGUUGAUACUAGAAAUUUCUUACGCGCACAAGAGUCUCAUUUGGAAGAUAGAAAGGGUAGAAGAAUUGACUAACACCAUUUAUGCUGUACCUUGAUAUAUACAAUGAACAGAUAACUACCACCUUUUCUCCUGAAAAUUCAGUUCACCAAAUCACAUGUGUGCAGAUCAGGCAUCACAUCUUCAGCUAAAACUGUAACCGAUGUCAUUCUUAUCUCCAUUUAAUUCUAAUUGUUGGUGCAUUAGCUUUUA
Molecule: messenger RNA, 4192 nt
Organism: Musa acuminata AAA Group (dessert banana)
Lineage: Eukaryota; Viridiplantae; Streptophyta; Magnoliopsida; Zingiberales; Musaceae
Product: squamosa promoter-binding-like protein 12
Exons: 8
Coding region: 1870-3186 (438 amino acids)
Cellular component (GO): nucleus
Molecular function (GO): DNA binding
Source: RefSeq, a predicted model, not a curated record